AUGAAGAGAGUGUCAACAUCAGUUUUUGGUUUGGGAGUUCUGUUGCUCCUCACAGUUGCAGCCAUGAAACCAGUGAAUGGAUUUAGCUGUAUGGAGGCAAAACUUUCAUUGUUGCAAUGCUUACCUUUUCUGACGAGCAGUCAAGAUAGCCCUUCAACUGCUUGUUGUAAUGCAGUGAGCAAUGUGAGAGCUUCAGCACCUACAAAACCUGAACUUCGUGAGGCAUGUCAAUGUCUCACGGCAGCCGUCGGUGAAGUUCCUAAUCUUGACAAAGAUAGAGCCGUUCAACUUCCUAUACUAUUCUUCACAGUUACUGCCACAAAGCCAUCAAAAGGCUUAACCUGUGAGCAGGAGAAAACCUUAGUGAAGCCAUGCUUAGAAUAUCUAACAAAGAAAACUGAUGCCCCUUCAACUUCUUGCUGCGAUGGGAUGAAACAGAUCAUAAUUUCAUCACCUACGAAGGAAGAAAAACGUGGUGCAUGUAAGUGCCUAAGGGAACAAGGCUCUCAGAUUCCUAACCUAGACAAAGACAGAGCCAAUAAUCUUUGCAAAGAGUGCAAAUUCAUGUCCAGUGACUUGGAUUGCCAAAAGUAA
Molecule: messenger RNA, 594 nt
Organism: Vigna umbellata (rice bean)
Lineage: Eukaryota; Viridiplantae; Streptophyta; Magnoliopsida; Fabales; Fabaceae
Product: non-specific lipid-transfer protein A-like
Biological process (GO): lipid transport
Molecular function (GO): lipid binding
Source: RefSeq, a predicted model, not a curated record